This is a messenger RNA of Staurois parvus, 306 nucleotides long. Lineage: Eukaryota; Metazoa; Chordata; Amphibia; Anura; Ranidae. The record is from the annotation of a GenBank genome assembly.
GAUUUUGCAUUUCCGGGAGGGGGGGGGGUAAACAAAACCAUUCUCUCCUGUCAGCUCCUGCUCACUGCUUUGCACAGCCAUGCAAAGCAUUGUGCUUACAGUGAACCACAAACACAGCCCAGUAUGUAAAAUGGCACACAGUUGACCCUUUGAUCCUCCCACAUGUUAACCCCUUCCUGCCCAGUGCCAUUAGUACAGUGUCAGUGCUUUUUAUUAGCUCUGAUCACUAUAUUGGUGUCACUGAGAAUGUCAGUGACACCAAGUCAGUUCCCCCAUUUCAGAUCGCCCGCUGCAGUCCCACUAUAA